This is a messenger RNA of Tachyglossus aculeatus (Australian echidna), 10794 nucleotides long. It is a transcript of the gene DENND4C, whose product is annotated as DENN domain containing 4C. Bases 92 to 5911 code for a protein of 1939 amino acids. Gene Ontology annotation, molecular function: protein binding. Gene Ontology annotation, cellular component: cytoplasmic vesicle. Gene Ontology annotation, biological process: regulation of Rab protein signal transduction. NCBI's taxonomy places the organism in Eukaryota, Metazoa, Chordata, Mammalia, Monotremata, Tachyglossidae. The record is from RefSeq and is a predicted model, not a curated record. The transcript is spliced from 33 exons.
CCGAGCGGGAGCCCGCGGCUCGCAGGCCGAGCCGAGCGGUGGCCCAGGCCGCGGUUUCCCGGAGAGCCACCGGACGGAAGCGGCGAGCACGAUGGACGACAAGGGCCCGCGAGUGACGGACUACUUCGUGGUAGCGGGCCUCACGGACACGUCGGCGGUGCUGGAGCAGGAGGGGAGCCGCUCGGACGCCAGGUCCGCCGGCCCCAAGGCUCCCAUCACGGACCUGGCCGUCAUCAUCAAGUCCGCCGGGGAGACCGUGCCCGAAGGCUACACGUGCGUCGAAGCCACGCCGAUGGCGCUCCAGGCCAACCUCAACUACGGGAGCCUGAAGAGCCCGGAGCUUUUCCUGUGCUACAAGCGGGGCAGGGACAAGCCGCCGCUGACCGACAUCGGCGUCCUGUACGAGGGGAAGGAGCGGCUCAUCUCGGGCUGCGAGGUGAUCCAAGCCACCCCGUACGGCCGGUGCGCCAACGUCAACAACAGCUCCGCCACUUCCCAGCGGAUCUUCAUCACGUACCGCAGGGCCCCCCCGGUCAGGCCGCAGAAUUCCUUGGCCGUCACCGACAUCUGCGUCAUCGUGACCAGCAAAGGGGAAAUGCCGCCCCACACGUUCUGCAAAGUCGAGAAGAAUCUGAACUGCGGAAUGUGGGGCUCCAGUGUGUUUCUGUGUUAUAAGAAGUCCGUGCCGGCGUCCAACUCAAUCGCCUAUAAAGCGGGCUUAAUUUUCAGAUACCCCGAGGACGAUUACGAGUCCUUCCCGCUGUCGGAAUCCGUACCCCUCUUCUGUCUUCCGAUGGGAGCAACCAUAGAAUGCUGGGAUCCUCAAACCAAAUACCCGCUUCCCAUUUUCUCGACCUUCGUCCUGACCGGUUCGUCCGCGGAAAAGGUGUACGGGGCGGCCAUCCAGUUCUACGAGCCGUACGCGCGGGAGCUCCUGACGGAGAAGCAGCUGGUGCAGCUCGGCCUGGUGACGCCCGUGGAGAGGAAAGCGGUCCCCAAAUCCAUCAAUUCCAACAAGUGCAUCUGCCUGCUGUCCCACUGGCCCUUCUUCGAGGCGUUCAGAAAGUUCCUCAUGUUCGUUUACAAGCUCUCGGUGUCUGGGCCCCAUCCCCUCCCCAUCGAAAAGCACAUCUCCCAUUUCAUGCAGAACAUCCCUUUCCCCUCGCCGCAGAGACCGAGGAUCCUGGUACAGCUGUCUGUUCAUGAUGCAUUAAUACUGUCUCAGCCGGUCUCUACGCCUCUACCGCUAAGUGGCGCAAACUUUAGUACUUUGCUGAUGAACCUCGGGCCCGAAAACUGUGCCACGCUGCUGCUCUUCGUCCUGUCAGAGAGUAAAAUCCUCCUGCACUCGCUGAGACCGGCCGUGUUGACUGGCGUCGCGGAAGCCGUGGUAGCCAUGAUCUUCCCGUUCCAGUGGCAGUGCCCGUACAUCCCCCUCUGCCCUCUGUCCGUGGCCGCGGUCCUCAGCGCCCCCGUGCCGUUCAUAGUCGGCGUCGACUCGAGAUACUUCGACCUCUACGACCCCCCCCCGGACGUGGUCUGCAUCGACUUGGACACGAACAUGGUGUAUAUAUCGGACGAAAAGAAAAGCAUGAAUUGGAAGCAGCUACCCAAAAAACCGUGCAAAAACCUACUCAGCACUUUAAAGAAGUUGUAUCCUCAACUGUCAUCAGUUCACAGGAAGACCCAAGAAGGCUCCGCCGUGGAAAUGACGCCCAUCGAGGCCGAUUUCUCCUGGCAGAAGAAGACGACGGAACUGGAGAUGGAGAUUCAGGAGGCGUUUCUGCGCUUUAUGGCGUCCAUUCUGAAGGGGUACCGGGUGUACCUGAAACCGCUAACGCAGGCCCCUUCGAAGAAAGCCACGGCCGUUGAUUCGCUGUUUGACCGCCAAGGUUUUUUAAAGAGCCGCGACCGAACCUACACCAGAUUCUACAGCGUCUUAACCAAGACCCAGAUUUUCAUCCGUUUCAUCGAGGAGUGCAGCUUUGUGAGCGAUAAGGAUACCGGAUUGGCCUUCUUCGACGACUGCAUCGAGAAAUUGUUUCCCGACAAAGGCGCGGAGAAAGGAGACAAGUUUGAUGCGGAGUCGGCGGACGCCAGAUUGAUCGAGCUCGAUGACUCGCAGAAGAGCGAGCACACGGUGUUCGUAAUGCCGCCGGAGCCCGCCCCCGAAGACGGACAAGACGGGUCGCCUAAAUACAGCUACACAAACUUUCCGAGACUGGACCUGAAGCUCUUCGACAGACCGCAGGAGCUGAAGCUGUCCUUCUCUAAGCACCCUUCCGGGAACAGCAUUUCGAGCAGUCCGGCCCUCAUGGCAAAGAGGACUAAGCAGGAGAUAAAAACGGCACACAAACUGGCCAAGAAGUCUAUCGCAAGCCCUCCCCAGUGGGCCAAAUGCCUGUUCAGCCACUGUUACAGCCUGUGGUUCAUUUGCCUGCCAGCCUACGUGAGAGUGUCCCAUCCUAAGGUCCGAGCCCUUCAGCAGGCGUACGACGUUCUCAUCAAGAUGAGGAAGACGGACGUCGACCCGCUCGAUGAGGUAUGCUACAGGGUCGUGAUGCAGCUGUGCGGACUCUGGGGUCAUCCGGUCCUGGCCGUCCGGGUCCUGUUCGAGAUGAAAAAUGCCAGGAUCCAACCGAACGCCAUCACGUACGGUUACUAUAACAAGGUGGUCUUGGAGAGCCCGUGGCCAAGCAGUAACCGCAGCGGCGUCUUCUUGUGGACGAAGGUGCGGAACGUCGUCCGGGGCGUGGCGCAGUUCAGGCGGGCGCUGAAAAAGACCGCCCCCAGUUCCCGGGCCUCUUCGGUAACAGUUCCGCGGAGUGCGACGGCUGGAAGUGAUGGGGACACGGUGAGCCACGGUAGCGUGAAUAGUUCUAAUGAUGCUAACAAUGGGGAAAACCCACUCUUCGUCAGAGAUUUAAUCAGGCUUGAUUCCAUUGAUAAUCACUCUAGCACAGGCGGUCAGUCGGACCAAGGCUACGGCUCUAAGGAUGAGCUUGUACGGGAGGACGGAGACGGCCCUCGCGGCCCCGAAGCACGAGCCGAGAGAGUCUCGGCCUCCAGAACCAGCUUCCAAAUAGAAGAGACCCGCGAAGCCAGCGACCCGGGGGAGAAGCAGAAUCAUCCCGGCGCUGAGCUUCCCCAUCCCGGUGAGCCGCCCACCUUGGGGAGCAGCAUCGUCAAGGUUCCCUCCGGGAUCUUCGACGGCAGGAAGAACAGCUUCGGCGGCUCGUCCGGCCCGCUGUUCUCGGCCCCGGAGUCCGGCGAAGAGGCGGCGUUCGCGACCGCUGGCGAUCCCCAGGGCGCCGCCGGCGAGAAAGGGGCGAAGAGGCAGAAGCAUUUCUCGGAGAGGAGCCGCAGCUUUAGCACGGAGAGCCGAGCGGGAAUGCUGCUCAAGAAGGGCAGCUUGGACUUGAACUCCAGCGAGAUGGCGAUGAUGAUGGGCGCCGACGCCAAGAUCCUUACGGCGGCCCUGUCCCACGCGAAGCCCCCCUCCCUCCACGGCCGGAGAACCCAGGGUCUCGAUAGCCCCGGCGGGCCUCAUCCGGCGGACGGCGUUUGGGAAGCCGAGUACCGCGCGUCGCCGGCUCUGGAGAUGCUCGAGGAAGGGCACGAGCAUCCCGACGCGGGGGCGGACGACGGCGCGCCCGAGCCGAGCGGCGCGCCUCGGGACCAGCGGCGCCCCGGGGACCCGAAAGCGGAGUCCAGAGAUUGGGGAACGAAGAGGAAUAGCUUGUAUGGCGUGGCCAGGCCGGUGGAGAGAGAGGACGUGGAGACCGGUUUAGAUCCUCUGUCGCUGCUCGCUGAGGACGUGGAGGCGAAAAGCCCGGAGCCGGAAGAGAAGGCCCUGUCUCCGACCGUGGCCCGGAACUUGGCGGACGAAAUCGAAAGCUAUAUGAAUCUGAAAAGCCCGCUGGGCAGCAAGUCUUCCAGCAUGGAACUGCACCGCCGGGACGGCGGCGGACCCCCGGCCGCCGCCGGCGCCCCGAUCCGGCCUCUGGAGAGGCGAUCCAGCCUGCCGUUGGAUCCCGGUCCGGGAGACCGGGAGAAGGCCGAGCGCCCGCGGGGCCCGUCCCCGGCGUCCGGGCCGAAAGCCUUCCCCGGGCUCCCCGAGCAGCCGGCGUCCGUGCGGCCUCCCAAGGAGCGCUCGCCGUCGCUGACGGCGCUCGUGCGCUCCACCCAGCACGGCUCGCUGGGCUCCGUGGUGACGUCCCUGUCGGGCCUGAAGUUGGAUAACAUACUUUCCGGCCCCAAGAUCGACGUCCUGAAGUCUGGGAUGAAGCAAGCGGCUACGAUAGCCAGUAAGAUGUGGGGGGCCGUCGCGUCCGCGUACAACUACUCGGACGACGAGGAGGAAACCGGUAAAGAUUAUAGUUUCCCCACUGGUCUGGAAGACCACGUGUUGGGAGAUCAUCAGCCAUCGAAAGGAAGCGGCCCCGGACUAGCCGCCGGUGAACUCACGCAAAGUAAUACCAGCCUCGGCAGCAGCAGCAGCAGUGGAGAUGCCGGCAAGCUACACUACCCAGCAGGCGAAGUCCUCUUUCCCAGGGAUGUAAAGAGCCAGGAGUUGGAAAAGUCAGAGCAUGGGUCUUCUCAAAAUACCAGCAUGUCCAGCAUCUACCAGAACUGUGCCAUGGAGGUCUUGAUGUCGAGUUGUUCGCAGUGCCGCUCCUGCGGGGCCCUGGUUUACGACGAGGAAAUCAUGGCCGGCUGGGCGGCGGAUGACUCGAACUUGAAUACCACGUGCCCGUUCUGUAAAAGCACCUUCUUGCCGCUCCUCAAUAUAGAGUUCAAAGACUUCCGUGGAUCCGCAAGCUUCUUCCUGAAACCGAGCGCUUCCGGCGACAGCGGCAGCAUUCCCUUAGCCGGCGGUCCCCCGGAACGCAAGGCCGCCGCCUCUCCCGCCGAUCCAGAUUUGACCGGUUCGGAAGAUUGCGCCAAGCGCGGCCGAGACGUGGCCGAAGGGAUCGGUUCGGCGGAGGAACGGAGUCGGAAAUCAGCGGCGGACGGCGACGGCCCCACGGCUGCGAGGACGCUGCCCGCGGCCGCCGGCCCGUCCAGGCGAGGGGUGUCUUUGACUCGAAGUCACAGCGUCGGCGGGCCGCUGCAGAACAUCGAUUUCUCUCAGCGGCCCUUCCGUGGCAUCUCGACCGUCAGCCUGCCCAACAGCUUGCAGGAAGUCGUGGACCCGCUAAGGAAAAAGCCCAAUCCUCCGCCCGUUUCCGUGCCUUACCUGAGCCCGCUGGUCCUGCGUAAAGAACUCGAAUCCUUGCUGGAAAACGAGGGCGAUCAAGUGAUUCACGCCUCGUCGUUCAUCAAUCAGCAUCCCAUCAUCUUCUGGAACCUGGUGUGGUACUUCCGACGUCUGGAUCUUCCCAGCAACCUGCCGGGCCUUAUUCUCACCUCGGAGCACUGCAACGAAGGGGUACAGCUUCCUCCAUCAUCUGUGUCUCAGGACAGCAAGCUAGUAUUUGUCCAGCUGUUGUGGGACAAUAUCAACCUCCAUCAGGAGCCCGGAGAACCUCUGUACAUCUCAUGGAGAAAUUUCAAGUCCGUCGAGAAGAAACACGCCCUGACUUCGGAGGCCCAGCAAGCAACGAGCGCGCUAGUGGAAAACAUCAGGCAGAGCAUUCAGGAUAACGACGUUCUUAAGCCCAUCGGCCUUCUGGUGCAGCAAGUGAAGCCGGGUGUGAAGCGCCAAAGGAGUCUGUACAGAGAAAUCCUCUUUUUAUCUCUGGUGUCUUUGGGAAGAGAAAAUAUUGAUAUUGAGGCCUUUGACAAUGAGUAUGAACUUGCUUAUAAAAGCCUCUCCACCGAGAUGCUCGAAAGGAUGCAGAAAAUCGACGUCCCACCAAGUAGGAGCGUGGAGUGGUGCAGGAAAUGUUUCGGAGCACCUCUGAUUUAAAUAAGGGAAGAAUGCGAAGCAUUUCCAGAGCGCAGACUAACCCUGGGAGACGACGGGAAAACCCAGCAGCGUGCCGAGAUUCGGAUUCAAGCUCCUGAGAACAGACCAAACUCAGAGUUAACCAAUUGCAACUUCUGCGGGGGGACGGGGGACGGUUUAUUCUGUUGUGAUUCAUCCUGACUCGAUCUCGCGAAAUCGGUGUCGUGCCAUGAAACAGCUAACGUUCGGUUGAAGGCGCCCGACCUCCAGAUUGCUAGCCAGUCUUUCCGGAAACCUGGGGAUUUCUCCCGAGAUCCGUGUUCGGAAGAGAGUGGUGAGAAACCAAUUUAUCAUCGGCGUCGGCAGCUUUCCGGGGUCGGAAGCGUGUAACCGUAACUAUUACAACCUUUCUAGGCACAAGGCAAGUAAUCCAGCUGUUAGACUUGACCGCCAAACGGUAGGUUGGGUGCGUGCCCGUGAGCUUGUAUAUGGAUGUAUAGUCGCGCGUACCGUCGGCUUGUGUACAUAUGGAAAUUUCCUUACGGCAUGAUGAUGCCGUAUAGCGCGUCCGUAGACCGGUCCGCAGUUAUUACUAAUCCAAAGUUUCCGAGCCCGAGGACCGGCAGCCUCGCUGUUUCUCUGGCUUCAUUUGUCCGUCUGUUAACGUCCAGUUUCACGCGCCGUAAUGCUUCUUGAAAUGUUGUACUGUGGAUAGUCAGCGCUCCUGUCAUCUUGCCCCUUCCCGUUACCAGAACAGCCUCCGUAACCUAAGCAGCUCCGAAACGGACGUAUCUUCGAGUCGAUCGGCAGCGUAAAUGAAAUGGAGUCGAGGUUGCGUUCUCCUUUGGUUUGAAGCCUUUGUUUUGGGGCUUUUAAGUCCUGGCUGUGGGUCACUUUUUAAAACCUGUGGGAUCGCUUGCAGAGCAAGGGAAGUUUAAUGGUGUAUGAUACUCAUAGAUUUACAUGCGCUCGCGGAAGCGUAUGUGUGCGUGUAAAUAUAUAUAUGUGUAUGCACAUAUACGUAUAUAUAUUUUAAGUAGAAUCCAGUCUUAAAAAUUAAAACUUGAUCUUAUUUACCAUAGUUUUAAAGGAAAUCAUAACCUCACCUGCCUCACCUAUUUUGUCAAGCCUUACGAAAAAAAAAACCCACAAACACACGCUCUCCAAAUUGCUAUACGUUUGCCUUAACUCUGUGCGUGAUGGCAGCAGACGAGUUGUCGUGUGACGGUACUUUGCCGAAACGAUGGAAAACGAUGGAAUUUCCUGGAAUUACAGACAGUGAUGACUUUCAAGUGAGGAAACUGGGGGAAUCUUCAAAGCACAUUCUCACUUUCUGCACAAAGCAUAUUUCGGUGGGCUACACUACAAUCAUUUGUACCAGUCUUCUACAUUUCAGGGUUUUAUCUAAUUCAUACAGCAUCGAAUAUUCGUUACCAACUCCUUGUAUUGUUGGAAAUGACAUGUGUGUUGACUGAAAAGGUUUUUAGGGGGUUUUGGGGUUUGUUUUUGUUUUAAAUGGCCAUUACUUUAUAGCAAUGGAUUUUGCACUAUUUGUCAGAGUAUAUAUUUUUGCAUUAUUGUCCUGGUACUCCUUUUAAAAUCACUUCAAUCUCCAUUACUUUACUGCUACAUCAGUUGACACUUAAGUGGUAUAAAAAUGCUGUUCUGUAUUUAUCCCAAAAAGCAUAAGAAUUCAGUACCGUUAAAAUAGUAACUACAACAUUCGAUAAAACGUGAAGUUAGUUUAGUUCGUUAAUAUGUCCGCCCCGUAGUUUUCCAGUACAGUUAGAAUUCUAACGACAGGAUUGAAUAAUGUGGGAAAAAUACUGUCGUUUAGUAGUACGUGUGAUAUAGUUUUCACUCCUGACAGUGAGUAGGGUUAACUUCUGUUUUAGUCUCUUCAGAAUCUGUAGAUUAUGUAUUGUCCGUACACUCUUUUUAUUUGUGAUGACACGGAUUUACUUUCCUCCUCCCUAAAUGAGCACUUCUGAUUGAAAAAUCUUAAGCUGCCCCUUGAACGCAGUACGGUAAACUGCCAAAAUGCUGACCCAAGUAAAUGGUCACCGAUAAAAUGACACUGUGGAAAAAUCCCCUGGUUUUAACCUGUAGCAGUAGCGAGGCCUGAUGAGGUCAAGCUUCAUUGCGGUUUUACUGACCACUUAAUGUAUUGCAAUAUUUAUUUGAAAUGUUCCCUAGGUGAUAACCUUCUGUCUCUUAAACUUUGCAGAGAGUCUUUGUGGUUUCUUCUGUCGAGUGGUAAAAAUCAAAUAUCUCUGUGCUUUCCUUAUCAGUGGGCGUAAUCAUAAGAUGAUUGAGUUUUCAGGUGAUAGGCUUGAUCCAACUGGAUCCUUGUCUUGGUGACAUUUUACCAGAAACUUUGAAAUCUCUUGUUUUUAGGCCACGAGACUGCUCUGUGGGGUCGCCCAAGGCCAGUCUAGUAUAUUUCCGGUCACUCACGUUUUACGGCGAACGAUAUUCUUAGUGUUUUCGAGUCACCUCUGGAGACGCAUUUGCUAAGGAUUUUUCUCUGCUAGGCUGAAAAUCGACUUUAGCUCUGAGGUUCGCUCCGUACGCCCUAUCCCGCCUUUCUCUCGUGCAGUUGAUCGAAAUCCAGCUAGACGAAAGCACCGCAUCGGAGUCGUCGAAAGCGCCGAAAGGGUAACCACUCUCCAAAUUACCGUCCAGGAGAUCAAUUAACACUACGUACCUGUUAUGGGAGCUGGGUAUUCCAUUUCCUUCGCGAUCGUUUGAUCCUGGGACUCUGCAGGUGGCAGGAGAACUUUCCACGAUGUUGUGAAAGAAAUGAGUUCUGUAGAUAAGGAUUUAUUCGAUGAUUUUUGUAACAUACUGUAGAGCUUGCUCACUCGAACCGAGGAGCGACAUAAAAACAGGCUGUCGCGUGGCUGUCUGUGUGACGUGGCUGAGCCAGCUUUGCUUCAGCGCUCCCCCAGAUUUUAAGUGCAGGGCGUCUAGUCAUCCAGCGGCUAGACCGUCCCUAAUCUUUACCAGCAAAACACAGAACUUCCCGGAGUGAAGUGUGUGAUCGAAACCGAUGCAGAUCGAUUGGAAGGUCUUUUUUAGGCGGAUUCUCUCCUCCCUCACCGAGAAUGGAAACUUACGGCCCAAUCCUGAACUGAUUCUCUUGUGUCCGAAGCGCUGAAUCUUGGUAAUCUAGAGCCAGUGAUAUUUGGUUUGUUUGGUGGGGUUUAAACGCCUCUUUUAAGAAUUCAGGUCGGUCAGAGAAAUAUUUGCCCCUAAAGGAUUAUUGAGUUAUGAAUGCGUUGCGUAGAGUUGCCGAUUCUUCCGAGAGGCCCUCCUGUACCUCUGUGGGAUAAUACUACUUAAUAGGAGCCCUGGCUUCCUCUAGGUGAAAUUUUAAAUUGUACAUAAACGAGUAGCUUAGAUUAGACGUAGAGCAGCUUUAAGUCGUAGUAACAGGUUGGAUCGAAAUCCGGACGAGUUAUAGUGAACAGAAAAUUGAAGUUUUGUGGUUGCAGGUUCGCCAAGGGGUACUGUUCUCCCAGUUGAUCCAUAUUCGAAGGAAACAAGUGCAUUUAACAGAAAGGCUAUUGAUAAAUAAGCGAGAAAUAACCUUGGCCGCCACCGCGUUGAAGCUGCCCAUCCCCCCAAAGUUCAAAUUCUGCAAGUACCGCUACGUCCGCCAUUCAUUACUUUCCUCUUUGAGUCUAGAGUGUCGCAAAGAAAUUAGGUCAUGUGAAUUCCAACCCCCGAAUUGUGGAUUUUAAAAUGAAUUGCGGUUGGGCGUGUAAGUUCCGUGCUGUCGUAAUGCCAGGGACGUUAUGUUACCGAAAUGGAAAAUAAAGGAUAUCCCGAACAACCCGUGUCUGUUAGGAAAACAAAAAUACAAACAAAAGAAGACUCGUUUGGAAGGAUAAGGCCAACCGAUCCACGUAUUUCUAGUUCCCCACUCUUCUAGCCUCGUUCGCGUUCCUCUUCAGUUUCUGUAGAGGUUCCGAUUGCAGAUAUUAUUGGGAAAGCGUUAAGCAGUCACAGGUAACUUAAAUUCCACAUAGUUCCUCCUACUGAGAAGUCUACAAGUGGCCGAACCCAAGCCCGUUGGAUAAAUCAUCAGCAGAAUGCACGUUUGGAUUUCACGUGACUCCAUCUAAUUCUUUGGUUCGUGUGUAAAAAAAAAAAAAAAAAUUGGGGCUCUAGUUUUACUGUUUUCGUAGCUGUGCCGUAGAUUGUGAGUUAAGUUGAUUAGACCAUAGGAAAAAAUAUAUUUUUAUAGUAAUGUUGUCUAAAAAUAUAUCUAGCGUAGAGUCAGUGGUCUCUUUAAAUGGCUAAUCGAUUCAGCAGUUCCUUGUGAAAAAUCACACUAACUUUCUAAAUAAUGGUAUCGCGUUUAGCAAAUAAGCUGCUUCUCUUAAACAUAAUGAAAACCUCCAGUGCCUUUUGUGUGUCUUUUUUUUUUUUUUUUGCUUCAUGAAAUGUGGGGAAAAAAAUCUAUGAACGGUAGUACUAAAACUAUACAGUUACAUUAAUAAAGAAACUAUACUGUUUAUUUUUCUACAUCAAUGGGUGAUGCAGAUAUAAGGGAUUGUUUCCUACUGAUGCAAGCACAUUGCACUCCUUUUGGGAGAUUAAAAAUGAACUCUGUAAAUUCAAAUGAUUUAAAGUGUGAAUGUUAACCAAUAUUGCAAAGUUGGAAGUUUUUCUGUUAAAAGCAAUGAAUUUUCACCGGUUUUAAGGCUCCGAACUGUUCAAAAAUGGCAUCCAUUUGCUAUGCUUUAUUCUAACAUUUCUCUAACUUUUUGUACAUUGGACAAAUGCUCAAGGUUACAAGGGCGCUUUGUGUAUUCCAAAUUUUGGAUAGAUCUCAGCUUACACUAGAAAGAGACAACUUGUAGCGUAUUUCUCCAAAUAAAAUGCGUAUGAAUGAU